AUGGAACAAUCAAAUUCGUUAUUAUUGAACGAAGAAGCAUUAAAACAAUGCUCUGACAUAAAAGCAGUUCAAAAGCAGCUUAUUGAACAGCUAACGCAGCAAAUUUUGUCUGGUGCAGGACCUCCGAUAAGAUCACUUUUAGCAAGAUGUAUAGCCCAGGUUUAUUGCAUUGGUGAUACCUAUAAUCUUUUCGAGACUAUUAAUUUUUGUAAUGAUAUGUUAAAAAAUCGUGAUGAGUCAUUAAAUCAUCUUCCAGUUAAAUUGGCUGCUCUAACAUGUCUUGGUGCAAUGUACGAAAGUUUGGGAAGGCUUGUUGGUAGAAGUUAUGAAGAGUCAUUUCAUCACAUGACAAAAUGGCUUAAAAAUGCUGAGUCGCAAGGCCGAGCGGAAUUGUUAAUAACUUUUUCAAAAAUGGUUAAAGGACUUGGUGCAGUUGCAUCAUCUAUCCAUAAAGAUUUAUAUAAAAUUGUGAAAUCUCAUUUAACGGAUCGUGUUGAUUCAGUUCGAAUUGCUGCUAUAAAUUGUUUAACAGUGAUGGUCUGUGAAUGUCCAUUCUUGCAUAUGAAUGAAGUCGAGAGUAUUAGUACGUUAUGCUUUCGUGCAAUGGAAUCAAGUAGCUAUGAAAUCCGAUUGGCCAUCGCACAUCUUCUUUCACAGCUUCUUAGUUUGGUUCUAAAACCUCCAAAAUCUUCUGGUUUAGCAAUAGGAUCUAAAGCACCAACAAAUACGCAGAAUUCGCUUUCAAAAACUAUGUCGACAGACGAAGUAUUUGGUAUUUUAUCAGUUGGAUUUUUACGUGGCGGUAUCGGUGGAUUUUUAAAAAGUAGUUCCUCAGCUAUCAUUGGAGGUCAAAGAGAGAUACGCGUCGGUGUAGCUUUGGCUUACAUCGAACUAAUAAAGGAAUUAGGGCCAUCAUGGUUAGAGAAAAAUAUUGCUUUUACUUUGAAGCAUUUCGUAGAUCUUGUUGCUAAAUGUGGACCACUGGCAUAUACGAGUAAUGCAACGCAAGCUGCGGAGGUCGCAUUUAUGCGAUGUUGUGUUAGUCGAAUUUUGCGCAACACAAUUGGUUUCAUGCUUAGUGAACAGGUGCAAAUUAUUGCUUGCAAACAACUUGGCAUUAUUUUAGCUGAUAGUAUCAAUUCUUUCGAUUACAACGUUGAGCCUGGUGCAGAACGUGUUAUUGGUGCAGAAGCUUAUUCCAGCGCUGAAGCAUCUAUUAUCACAUUGCUUGAAAUUUCUUGUUUAGUCCGCCAGAUUGGGACCACUAUUACUCCUUUAUUUGUGGAAGCUUCAGGUAUAAUGGAGCCGAUAUUUUCUUGUUUAUUACAUCCAGUGUUAGCAACUCGUCUGACGACAGCUUGGUGCUUGCGAUGUGCUACAAUUAGUGUUCCAUCCCAAUUGUCACCAUUGAUUGAUCGUUGUAUCAACAGGCUUGAACAUAUGAAAGCUUGCUGUGAUGCCAUUAGCGGUUAUUCAUUUGCUUUAGCUGCGUUGCUUGCUGGAUCAGUGGAAUGUAAAUUAGGUAUACCGCAUGGGAAAUCGAAACAAGUAUUUGCGUUAGCAGAAGAUUUGAUCAAAACAGCUUCCCAGUCAAGUCGCGUUGCUCAAGUGAAAAUUCAAGCUGGAUGGAUGCUUAUUGCAGCUGUUCUUAAGUUAGGUCGUACAGCUGCUCAAGGCUGCUUACAAAGAUUGUUUUUACUGUGGAAAAGUACAUUUCCUAGAUCAGUUAAAGAGGCUGAAGCUGAAAAAGGUCGUGGUGAUGCAUUUACAUGGGGAUGUACUCUUGAUGCACGUGCUGGAGCACUCGCUUCAAUGGCAGUUCUAGCCGAACAUAGUUCAUCCUUGAUGUCUGAUGAUAUUAUUCGCAAAAUUGUCCAUUCAGUUGAAUGCUCUCUUGUUACCGUUUCGCAUCUUCCAGCUUUAAUAAGAAUGUUUGGGCAAAAAAUGCGUGGAAAAAUGGCUUUGUUACGUAUUCGUAUUUAUGCUGUAGCAAAUUGUAUCUCACCAAAAUGUUAUGAACAUUUAUGUUCCCAUCUUCUUCGUGAACUUGUGGCAGACAUCACGCUGUCGGAUAAUGCUCAGUCGAAUUAUUCAACUUCGCUGUUAACCAGCCUUUUUCCUGGAAUAGAUCAGUCGCUUUUGGGAGCAUGGAUCAAAGACACUGAUCAAGCAUCUAUCGAAUAUGAACUCAAUUUAUCGCAGAAUGGUGUGUGUGGAUCUAUCGAAAACGAUCCUCUUUGCCUAGUAACAUGUUUGAUGGAAGAAGAGCUUUAUUGGCCUGAACCCUUACCGAACGCAGUUAGCGUUAUUGAUUCAGCAGUUACUGUCUAUGGCCGUACUUAUCCAUUAGUGCCACCUAGACACAAAUUACAAAUGGCAGAUCAUUUUGCAGAAUGUAUCAAAUCAACAAAAAAUACUCAACGUCGGCAUGCAGUAAUUUUAAAAAAUAUUUUUGGAUGCCUUAUCCUAGCAUUCAAAACCUUAAGUGAAUUGAAGGGAUUGCGUAUUGAGGGAGAAUCUUUGCAAAAAGCGAAUGUCAAUAUCAUUAUUCCUCUUCUUUCGCAUUCAGAUCCUCUUUUUAGGUGUGCAGCAGCGGAAACACUUGGUCGAUUAGCACAAGCUGUAGGUGAUGCUCAGUUUGUGGCAGGAAUGGCGCAGUACAGUUUUGACAAAUUAAAAUCCUGCAGAGAUGCUACAAAUCGCACUGGCUUUUCUUUAACUUUGGGAUGCUUGCAUCGUCAUGUUGGGUCCCUCGGAAGUGGGCAGCAUUUGAAUACAAGCGUAUCUAUUUUGUUAGCAUUGGCUCAAGAUGGAUCAUCUGCUGUUGUACAGACGUGGUCAGUCUUUGCUUUAAGUUUAAUUGCUGAUACGGGUGGUGGAAUGUUUCGCGGAUACGUAGAGCCCAGCCUUAGUUUUUGUUUGACCUUACUACUAAGCACUUCUGUAACAAACAUUGAUAUCAUUCGUUCAGUUGGAAAACUGAUUACUGCACUGAUAACCGUAGUUGGUCCUGAGCUGCAGUCUGUUGGAAUUAUUGAGGGAACGAGGGCAUCAUUUUUAAUAGCGAGUUCGAUAAUGCUUGAUCAUUCGGAUCCAGUAGUUCAAGCGGAAGCUAUACAAUGUUUGCAGCAACUUCAUUUAUUUGCACCGAGAUGUGUUCAUCUUGAUAGACUCGUGAAAAGUUUAUGUAUUUUUUUAUCAAGUUCGCACCUGAUUUUACGAAAAGCAUCCGUAUGUUGUCUAAGGCAGCUCGUACAAAGAGAAGCUAAAGAAGUGCGUGAACAUGCCCAAGGUCUUGUGCCACAAGGUUUAAUGCAAAGCACUUGCAAUACUUAUCUUAAUGCAGUUUUACCAGAAACGGGAUUGGAAGGGCUUCUUUUUAGUAUGCUAGAUACGGAAACUGACAAAGCUCUCCGACAGGAUAUAAAGGAAACAUUAAUAUCGCUAGUGCAAGCAACAGGCGGAGAUUUGCUGAGUUAUUGGCUUUCGAUAUGCAAAGAUAUUCUGGCAUCUAGUAUGGGUGCUGAUAUGAGAAAUACAAUUCUUACGGAAGAUAAAUGCGCAGGGAAUCUUGGUGACGACGACGAUGAUCGAGAGUACGUUGAUGAUGAUGCUACUUUACAGUCAGCAAUUACUAUGGAUCGGGAAGAUAAGGUGAAAGUGAUGCCUAGAUGGCCAACUAGGGUUUUUGCUACUGAAAUUGUUCAGCGAUUGAUGUACAUAUGUGAUACUGAGCGUGCUCAUCUCGAUCUCGCUCUUGCCAAGGAAUUGCAGAUUUCUUCCGGAGGUCGUGCAGAUUACUUAGUUCUUCACCUUUCUGAUUUAGUCCGUAUGUCUUUCAUUGGUGCCACAAGUGACAAUACCAACCUUCGUCUCAUUGGUCUUUCGUGUCUUCAAGAUGUUAUCAAUAGAUUUUCAUCUGUACCAGAACCGGAAUUCCCAGGUCAUGUUAUCUUGGAACAGUUUCAAGCUCAGGUUGGAGCAGCAUUGCGUCCUGCAUUCGCCAGUGAAACACCGAGUGAUGUUACUGCAGCCGCUUGCCAAGUUUGUAGUACGUGGAUAGGCAGUGGUGUAGCUCGUGAUCUGAAUGAUUUAAGGCGCGUGCACCAACUCUUGGUUUCAUCCUUGAGCAAAUUAACUCACGAAUCACUCAAUGCGCAGUUGUACAGCGAAAGUGCAUCGACAUUGGAAAAGCUGGCAAUUCUUAAAGCUUGGGCUGAAGUUUAUAUCGUAGCCGUUGAACAAGAAAAGAAGUGUAAUUUGGUUGCAUCAGAACUUGGCUCAUUAGUACAGUAUUGGUUAGCUGCGUUGCGUGAUUCUGCUUUACUGUCAUUGCCACCCGAAUUUUCUUCACAGUUGCCUUCUGAAGGUGGUACAUAUUAUACAUCUGAAAGUGCAGACUGUUGUAAGGAGUAUUAUCGUUCAAGUUGGCCCCCGAUUCUUCUGGCUGCUGCUACAUGGCUUCAGCAAAACAAUUUUGACAUCUCUACGAAUUCAAUUUCAAAUUCUGAUGUAUCUGUAAGCGGUAUCGUGGCAGAUGAUGCCUGUAAACAAGUACAUUUUUAUGUUAUGCUCGGAAUUUGUAUCGAGACGUUGUGCUCGAAUCGGUGUUAUUCGGAAGGUGAUCAAACUGUUCAGCUGUGUCUUCGUUCCUUGAAUUGUCUGUUGAAAAGUGACUGGGCUCGAAUCCAAUUGAUGAGCAAUGCACAAGUGCCAAUCGAAUUAUUGAACGUUCUAUAUAGGAUUAUUUUAACUCGUGACAAUCUUCAUACACAACAUCUUUGUGGUGAAGUAGUGCUGACUAUAUUGGAUGCUGCUCAGUUUUCUAUAUCGAGUUUUCGAAAUAAAGAUAUGGAAAAUGGUAAUAUAAAUUACGAUUUGGAAAAUGUUUAUAGUGGCGAUGAAGGAAAUGAGAAUUUGAAACCUGGUUGUUCACUGGCUUUCGCCACGCUGGAAGUAUCAUUAUGCAUUCUUAUUAGACAGCUGCCACAAAUUAAUCGGUCAGUUACGAAGAAUAAAUUAACAGCGCCUUUACAUUUUCGCAAAUACUCGAGAUUGCCUGCAGAAUCCAAUAGCCUUAUCAAGCUUGGUAUUUCAAUUCUAAUGCGUAUUCCUGCAUUAUGUUCUCCCGAAGGCCUUUUAACAGUGUUGCCCAGUAUAUUAUAUCUUUUAUUAGGUAUACUUCGAGAAUCCUCUCUUCUAGAUACGGAGCAAUUGGUUCCUGAUUCGCCCUUAGGUCAUGUUUCUAUUGCGGCUGCUUUCGCUAUGCAAGCUUUACGAAGCCUCGUUUCAACGCAACCAACUGAUGAGGUUGAUCAGUGGGUACUAUUAAUGAAAAGUACUUUGGUCUCGCUUUUAAAUAUGGCAUCAGAUUCAAAAAUCGAUCAAGCAGUAAUUAUGGUUGCGACUGCUGUUUUUAUCACAUCAGCUGCUCGGAAGAUCGUCCUGGGGGAUCAAGAAAUUUUCUUGAAUAUUUGCAAAUUGUUUGAACGAUGUUUAGAUAGUGAAUGUUCUCAGGUUGCUGUAAAGUGUCUUCAGAGUUUGUCUUCUAUAUUUGCUCGACGUGAAAUAUGCUAUGUUUUUAUCAAGGAACUGGCGCCACAUAUUCUUAAGAGGAUUUGGCCUCUUUUGCCUGUCAUCAAUGAAAAGAGAGAAAUGAAUGAAGUCGAUGUUAUUCUCAUUCAGGAAGCUAUUCGCGCGCUUGAAGUCACACUUUCUGUCGCUCGUCAUUGUGAAGAGCUUAAAAUCGUCAAUAUGCUGGUGCAGUUACUCGGUUUAUUUUUAUGUGACGAUCCACAAUCACAAUAUCGCGAAAUUAAAGUGGAAACGCGAAUAAUGCAUGACUUUGCUUUAUCUAGGUUAUGUGCUAUUGGGCCUUCACAUCUUGAAGCCUUCAAGAAAGUUUUGAACACUUUCCCAGCGGUAAAGACUAAAAUGGGAAAAGCGUUACGGUAUCAAGCGACACGAACGGCAAGUACUCAACGAAAUCGAAUUGCUGCAACUAAUUCAGAACAGCCAGUUCAAAAUUUGGCUAGUCAACCAACUAUUAAGUUAAAAACUGAUUUUAAAAAUAUUUGUAAAGUAUAA
Messenger RNA from Dracunculus medinensis (Guinea worm), 6087 nucleotides. The record is from the annotation of a GenBank genome assembly. Lineage: Eukaryota; Metazoa; Nematoda; Chromadorea; Rhabditida; Dracunculidae.